Aspergillus viridinutans is the source of this 2760-nucleotide messenger RNA. Its product is annotated as COPII subunit SEC24. Gene Ontology annotation, biological process: intracellular protein transport; COPII-coated vesicle cargo loading; endoplasmic reticulum to Golgi vesicle-mediated transport. The record is from RefSeq and is a predicted model, not a curated record. The transcript has 3 exons. Gene Ontology annotation, cellular component: endoplasmic reticulum exit site; COPII vesicle coat. Gene Ontology annotation, molecular function: SNARE binding; zinc ion binding. Bases 1 to 2760 code for a protein of 919 amino acids. Lineage: Eukaryota; Fungi; Ascomycota; Eurotiomycetes; Eurotiales; Aspergillaceae.
AUGGCAUCACCACAAGGGGGCUAUCCUCCCCAGGAAGGGUACGGUCAACCCGCCGGUUAUGGGUCUCCCACUCAGCAACACGCGGGCAUGGCCGCCGGAGCUCCCCCCCAAGGUCAUGCAGGUGGUAAGAAGAAGCGAGCAUAUGCUGGAGAAGCCUUUGAAAUUGGAUCUGGUGCCAAUGCUGCUCUUGGGGGACAACUCCCCGCUGGUGGCAGUUACGGUGCAUAUCCCCCUCAGCCGCCGGCUGCGGGAUAUCAACAACCUGUAUACGGGGCGGACCCAAGUCAGAUGAAUGCAGCAGCGCCGGGGUAUACUGCCCCUGCUGCUCCAGGAAUCGCACAGAUGACCCAGCAGUUCGGCGCGAUGGGCGUGACCGACCCCCACCUCAUGCCGCCGCAGCCUCCGCAGGCCGCCGUGGCUCCUCAGGCUCCGCGCCUCGUUCCCCUCAACCAGCUCUAUCCUACAGACCUUCUCACUCAACCAUUUAAUGUCGCGGAGCUUGACUACCCUCCGCCGCCAAUCGUUCUCCCGCCAGGUACCAGCGUUUACCCAUCUCCUACAGCGAAUUGUCCUCCGAAAUAUGUCCGAUCGACCUUGAAUGCCGUGCCGACAACGCACUCUCUCCUCAAGAAAUCUAAGUUGCCGUUUGCCCUUGUCAUUCAGCCAUAUGCCGCUCUGCAUGAUGCGGAAGACCCGAUUCCAGUCAUUCCAGACCAGGUUAUCUCGCGGUGUCGACGCUGCCGAUCCUACAUCAACCCAUUUGUGACCUUUCUGGACCAUGGCCAUCGCUGGCGCUGCAAUAUGUGCAACCUGACAAAUGAUGUGCCCCAGGCGUUCGAUUGGGAUGCUGCUUUGCAGAAGCCUGCGGACCGCUCCCUGCGACCUGAUCUCAACCACGCGGUAGUCGAAUUCAUUGCUCCCCAAGAGUACAUGGUUCGUCCUCCUCAGCCGCUCGUGUAUCUUUUCCUGAUCGACGUGAGUUAUGCGUCCGUCACAAAUGGUCUUCUGGCAACUAGCGCAAGGUGCAUCAGGGAAAGCCUCGACAGGAUCCCCAAUGCGGACCGUCGGACUCGGCUGGGUUUCAUCGCAGUCGACUCUAGCCUUCAUUACUUCAGCAUUCCCAGAGACGGUUCGGAGAACUCUGAUCCAAGAAUGCUCGUUAUCAGCGAUCUGGACGAGCCUUUCCUCCCUAUUCCGGGCGACCUCCUGGUGACUCUGAGUGAAUGCCGAGAGAACAUUGAGACCUUCCUCGACAAACUACAGGAAAUGUUCCAAAACACCCAGAAUAAUGGUUGUGCCAUGGGAUCGGCUCUGCGGGCUGGCUACAAGUUGAUCGCUCCGGUGGGAGGAAAGAUGACCGUGUUGAGCUCGUCUUUGCCCAAUGUCGGACAUGGUUCCCUGACCAUGAGAGAGGAUAAGAAAGUCCUCGGGACGAGUAAAGAGAGCAGUCUCCUACAGACGGCGAACAGCUUCUACAAGAGCUUCGCUGUCGAGUGCUCCAAGGCACAGGUCUCAGUGGACAUGUUCCUGUUCUCUUCCCAAUACCAGGAUGUGGCAUCCCUCAGCAACCUGCCGAGAUAUACUGGCGGACAGACAUACUUCUAUCCCGGAUGGAAUGCAGCACGGGGAGAGGACGCGAUCAAAUUUGCUCGUGAAUUCUCCGAUUACUUGUCUUCAGAGAUUGGGCUUGAAGCCGUCCUCCGUGUCCGUGCUACAACUGGGUUACGUAUGAAUACCUUCUAUGGCAACUUCUUCAACCGCAGCUCCGACCUAUGCGCCUUUCCCGCGUUCCCUCGUGACCAAGCAUACGUUGUUGAGGUUGCUAUUGAUGAGACCGUCACCAAGCCUAUUGUUUGCAUGCAGACUGCUGUCCUCCACACUACAUGCAAUGGCGAGAGAAGGAUUCGAGUAUUGACCCUCGCUCUUCCCACAACGCAGAACCUUGCCGAUGUAUACGCAUCGGCAGACCAACAAGCAAUUGCGACUUACUUCAGCCACAAAGCUGUCGAGCGGGUUCUUUCAAGUGGACUGGAACCUGCCCGUGAGGCCCUACAAGCCAAGGCUGUGGAACUUCUGUCGACAUAUCGGAAGGAGCUUGCUGGUGGAAGCGUGAGCGGAGGCGGCCUACAAUUCCCUGCCAACUUGAGAGGUCUUCCUGUUCUUUUCCUGGCGAUGAUCAAAAACCUCGGUCUUCGCAAAUCCGCACAAAUACCCACUGAUAUGCGAUCUGCAGCGCUGUGCUUGCUGUCAACGCUCCCUCUUCCUCUUCUCAUUCAAUACAUCUACCCGAAGAUGUAUUCACUACAUGACAUGCCUGACAAUGCAGGAUUGCCAGACGAGCAGACUGGCGAGAUUGUUCUCCCUCCUCCAAUCAACCUGUCUUCUGAACGCAUCGUGCCGUACGGUCUUUACCUGAUUGAUGACGGACAGACCCAGUUCCUCUGGAUCGGGCGUGACGCAGUGCCCCAGCUCCUCCUUGAUGUCUUCGGUCUGCCUGACAAGUCGCAACUUCGCGUGGGCAAGCAGAACCUCCCGGAGCUUGACAAUGACUUCAAUCAACGAGUGCGGGCGGUCAUUGAGAAAAGCCGGGACCACCGGUCCAAGGGCGUUGGCAGCAUCGUGGUGCCUCACCUGUAUGUGGUCAAGGAAGAUGGAGAGCCAGGUCUUCGACUGUGGGCCCAGACGAUGCUCGUGGAAGAUAGGACCGACCAGAGCGUCAGCCUGGUGCAGUGGAUGGGUUCUCUGCGAGAAAAGGUUUGA